This is a messenger RNA of Gastrolobium bilobum, 1419 nucleotides long. RefSeq names its product glucan endo-1,3-beta-glucosidase 12-like. Gene Ontology annotation, biological process: carbohydrate metabolic process. Gene Ontology annotation, molecular function: hydrolase activity, hydrolyzing O-glycosyl compounds. The record is from RefSeq and is a predicted model, not a curated record. The transcript has 2 exons. Lineage: Eukaryota; Viridiplantae; Streptophyta; Magnoliopsida; Fabales; Fabaceae. Bases 1 to 1419 code for a protein of 472 amino acids. Gene Ontology annotation, cellular component: plasma membrane.
AUGGCCAUGGCCACAUGCACCUACCAAAAUGUAGUGAAACUUGCACUUGCGCUAGUGGUGGUGAUUUUGAUCUUGGAAUCCGUUUCCGGUGUGGGCAUUAACUACGGCACCCUGGGAAGUAAUCUUCCUUCUCCAAAGAAAGUAGCUCAGCUUCUGCAAUCCACUCUGAUUAACAAGGUCAAAAUCUACGACUCAAACCCUGACAUCCUCGAAAACUUCUCCAACACCGGCAUCGACCUCAUCGUCGGCGUCGAAAACAACCGCGUGGCCAACAUCAGCUCCGACUCUUCCGCAGCACAAGAAUGGGUCUCAACACGCAUAGUACCCUUCAUUCCCGCCACUUCCAUCGUAGCCAUUGCUGUCGGAAACGAAUACUUAACCACCAACGUUGACGACAACCACGACCAUCUUGACCCAAAUGCUUUGUUCCGAGCCAUGCAAAACUUGCACACCGUUCUCUCAUCCCAUGGACUCGAUCACAAAAUCAAGGUCACAACACCACAUAGCAUGGCCGUUCUUGCUUCUUCUUUUCCUCCUUCUUCAUCAACCUUCGCCUUGAAUCUCAUUCCAGUCAUGACUGACAUCGUUGGCUUCUUAUCUGACACAAAUGCCCCUUUCAUGAUCAAUGCAUACCCUUACUUCGCUUACAGGGACAACCCCAGUUCCGUUAACUUGGAAUAUGCAUUGUUGGGGAACGCCACGGGAAUCCACGACCCGAAGGGUUAUGUGUAUAACAACAUGCUGGAUGCACAGAUUGAUGGUGUGAGAUCCGCUAUUAUAGCACUUGGAUAUGGAAAUCGAAGCAUUGAGAUAACAGUGUCUGAAUCAGGGUGGCCAUCUAAGGGAAACCCUGAUGAUAGUGCUGCCACGCUUCAAAAUGCAAAGAUAUACAACACGAGGUUGAUCGAACGUGCACAGUACUCUAACAGAGGAACUCCAAUGAAGCCUAAAGAUCACAUAGACAUAUUUGUCUUUGCUCUGUUCAAUGAGAACAAGAAAGAAGGAGAUGCGAGCGAGAGAAACUUUGGGAUAUUCAAUGGUGAUGGUUCGAAGGUUUAUGAAGUGGAUCUGAGCUGCGAGUUUUGUAGCAAUAAUGGUGGCACGUUUGGUUUUAGCGAGAAAUCAUCUGGUGGAGCUCGAGGUCCAUCGGUUUGGUGUGUUGCAAAACCUCAUGCAGAUGACAAGGUGCUUCAAACUGUGUUGGAUUUUUGCUGUGGGUCUGGUGGGGUGGAUUGUAGAGAGAUAUAUGAGGGUGGGGAUUGUUAUCAACCAAACAAGCUUCUUGCACAUGCGUCUUAUGCCAUGAAUUCUUAUUAUCAAAUGCAUGGUAGGAACUACUGGAACUGUGACUUCAAGGCAACUGGAAUUGUAACUUUUAGUGAUCCAAGCUAUGGAGCGUGCCGGUAUCCUCAACAGUAA